Saimiri boliviensis boliviensis (Bolivian squirrel monkey) is the source of this 1176-nucleotide messenger RNA. Its product is annotated as E3 ubiquitin-protein ligase HECTD1-like. Lineage: Eukaryota; Metazoa; Chordata; Mammalia; Primates; Cebidae. The record is from RefSeq and is a predicted model, not a curated record. Gene Ontology annotation, cellular component: nuclear speck. Gene Ontology annotation, biological process: proteasome-mediated ubiquitin-dependent protein catabolic process; anatomical structure development; protein K63-linked ubiquitination. Gene Ontology annotation, molecular function: ubiquitin protein ligase activity.
AUGGCAGAUGUGGACCCAGGUACUUUGCUGGAAUGGCUGCAGAUGGGACAGGGAGAUAAAAGGGACAUGCAACUAAAAGCCCUUGAACAGCUAUGCAUGCUGCUUUUGAUGCCUGGCAACGUGCAUCGUUGCUUUGAAACAUGUCCUCCUCCAACUUUCUUACCAGCUCUCUGUAAAAUUUUUCUUGAUGGAAGUGCUCCAGACAAUGUAUUAGAAGUGACAGCCUGUGCCCUAACAUACUACCUGGAUGUAUCUGUGGAAUGUACUCGAAGGAUUGUUGGGGUAGAUGGAGCUAUAAAAGCACUUUGUAAUCGGUUAGUUGUAGUUGAACUUAACAACAGGACUAGCAGAGACUUAGCUGAACAAUGUGUAAGGGUAACAGAACGGAUAUGUACUCGUGAGUCGGGAGCAGUCUUUGAGGCUGGGCUUUUGAAUUGUGUGCUUCCCUUCAUUCGUGACAGUGGACAUCUAGUUCAUAAAGACACCUUGCACUCUGUCAUGGCUGUGGUAUCAAGACUCUGUGGCAAAAUGGAGCCUCAAGAUUCUUCUUUAGAAAUUUGUGUAGAAUCUCUGUCUAGUUUAUUAAAACAUGAAGAUCAUCAGGUUUCAGAUGCAGCUCUGCGAUGCUUUGCAUCACUGGCUGACUGAUUUACCUGUCGUGGUGCUGACCCAGCUCCGUUAACCAAGCAUGGAUUAACCGAGGAGCUGCUCUCUCCAAUGGCUGCUGCCGGAGGUACUGUAUCAGGACCAUCAUCAGCAUGCAGACUGAGUCGCAGCACCACAGAAGCUCCUACCACAACUGCAGAUUCCAAAUUGAGUAAUCAGAUGUCAACAAUUGUAAGUCUGCUCUCAACACUUUGCAGAGGCUCUCCGGUAGUAACACAUGAUCUCCUGAGGUCAGAGUGUCCAGAUUCAAUCAAAAGUGCAUUGCAGGGUGAUGAAAGAUAUGUGCUUGAUACUAAGCGUUUGGUUGACCUUCUCUUGGUGCUGCUAUUUGAAGGACAAAAAGCUUUGCCAAAGUCCAGUGCUGGAUCUACAGGCAGAAUCCCAGGACUCCGGAGAUUAGGUAGUUCUGGAGAGCGCUCACAUCAGCAGCUUAUAGAUUGUAUUCGAAGUAAAGAUACUGAUGCACUUAUUGAUGCAAUUGACACAGGAGGUCAGAAAAUGUUUUUUUGA